AUGGUGUUAGAAGAAAAACAGAAAUUAUCACAAGUAUCAUACAUAAAACCAUGUAAACCAACCGACAAGGCUUGCAUGCUUGCGAGCGCGCAGAACGCAAUCCAGUACGUGUCGUCUGGGAUCCCGGAGUUUGGCGUGAUACCCUCUGACCCUCUAUCCAUCAACGAUGUUCGUAACGAUGAUGCCAACCUCAAACUGGGCUUUAGAAACAUGAAAAUCGUCGGUGCUAGCAAGUGCAAAGUUGAAAACAUAUCGCGUGAUUUAGCUAAAUCUACGGUCACUGUAACAAUGGAAUGUCCCCUAAAAGCUAACGGCCAGUAUGAUCUUAAAGGAAAGAUGCUGUUCUUUGAAGCCUUUGGAGAUGGCGACUUUGAAAUAAAAACAAACAGAGUGAAAAUCACCGUAGUACAAAAAAUAAAGUCAGUCCAAGGAGCAGACGGCAAGAAACAUUGGAAAAUCACUGGGUUCGACUACUCGUAUGAUUUAGUUGAGAAGGUUGACAUACAAUUCGACAAUCUCUUUGGAGGAGAUGAGACCAGAGCCAAACCUAUCCUAGAAAUCAUGAACCAUAGCUGGAAAGACAUGGUUACUGAAAUUGGUGGACCAAUCAUAAAGCAACUGCUCUCCGAAAUCAUAGCAAUUGUCAACAAGUUCUACCACGCAGUACCAUCAGAAAACUUUGAAAUAGUUGAAUAAUGAGUCCUAGGG
Messenger RNA from Zerene cesonia (dogface butterfly), 708 nucleotides. RefSeq names its product circadian clock-controlled protein daywake-like. The record is from RefSeq and is a predicted model, not a curated record. The coding region runs from base 1 to 696 and encodes 231 amino acids. NCBI's taxonomy places the organism in Eukaryota, Metazoa, Arthropoda, Insecta, Lepidoptera, Pieridae. The transcript has 5 exons.